CGUCCAAGUGAAAAGACCCCUCAAAUGAUAUCAAAUCCCUGUUCGUUUCACCAUUUCCUCUGCAUCCACACAACAUUGGAAUAAAAUUUCAGUUCUCAGUAUAGAACAGUUGGAGGAAUUCUUUCAAGGAAAUUCUCAUUCCAAAGGGGUUAGAGGAGGGGAGGGGGGGAUACGGUGAUUUCAUUGGCCCUGUUCGGUUUUCAACAGAACCGACCUUGAUCUGAACGACAGCCUGGAAUUUAUUUUUAUUUUUCACAUGAGGAAUCGAAUUCUAUUAUGGAAUUGAGACACAGAAGAAGAACCCCUACUUCAUGGAUUUCCCACCUUGAACAUCGCUAUGCGUGAGAAUAUCCAGCUAAACACCACCUUCUCUAAGGAAGACUUGAACUCCAUAUACCUCCCCAGAAACUACAGCGACAUCUACUUCUUCUCCAACAACUCCCUCACCUAUGUCAACUAUUCCAACCACCCCAUCCCUUCUACAAACUGGGGACCUAAGAGGGACCCUCUGGAGAUCGUCAUCCCCAUCACAGUCAUCUACGUCCUCACCUUCUUCAGCGGUUUGAUCGGCAACAUAAGUACCUGUAUAGUUAUAGCGAAGAACAAAUCGAUGCACACCGCUACAAAUUAUUACCUAUUCAGUCUGGCCAUAUCGGACUUGCUCCUGUUGAUCUCUGGACUACCACCUGAAAUCUAUUACGUUUGGUCCAAGUACCCCUACAUUUUCGGCGAAGCUUUCUGCAUUCUCCAGGGUUUCGCUGCUGAAACAUCGGCGAACGCCACUGUUCUCACCAUCACAGCGUUCACGGUGGAGAGAUACGUCGCCAUCUGCCAUCCCUUCCUAUCGCACACCCUCUCCAAGUUGAGCAGAGCCGUGAAAUUCAUCGUGGCCAUCUGGGCUGUCGCGCUGUGUCUGGCUGUACCGCCGGCCAUGGGUUUCGGCGUUGUCUGCGAGCAGAUCAACGGUACGAUCGUGGACGAACAUUGCGUCUGUAUGGUGAAGCGUCAGGUCAUCCCGCACGCUUUUGAGAUCUCCACCUGUGUGUUCUUCGUGGCCCCCAUGUCCCUCAUCACCGUGCUCUACAUCCUGAUCGGCCUACAGCUGCACAAGUCCACCGUUGGUCCUUCGAGAGGGAAUAGCGUCAAGAUGAAGUACAAGGUGUAUAAGCCGGUUGCUACUUAUGGAAACGCGCAGGCGCAGGCUGUGGUUGUGGUGAACGAACCAGGAAACGAAAAACAGGUGGUUAAAAAUCAGGAGGAGGAUGGUAGAAAGAACUUCGCGAAGAAUGCCCAGGCUGCUAAACACGUUGUUAAAAUGUUAGUUGCUGUUGUAGUUACUUUCUUCAUCUGUUGGGCUCCUUUCCACGCCCAACGUUUACUUGCAAUCUACGGGGAGAGAUCCUCAUCGAGAACUAUAAAGGCCUACCAGAUGCUGACUUAUGUCAGUGGAGUGUUGUACUAUCUGUCCACCACUGUGAACCCUUUGCUGUACAAUAUAAUGUCCCACAAAUUCCGAGAAGCUUUCAAGAACACGUUCAAAAAGUGCUUCAGACGCCAUCUGAUGGCGAGCGAUCCGGCAGGAGGUAGGUGUUACGUCAACUUAUCCGGCAGGUCCUCACAAGUAAACAGUCAUAGCAACACCGAUUCUUACAGCAGACAGAGCUCGCUUCGCUACCUGGACGGAGAGAUGGCGCGCCUGCACGAUCAUCGCAGGCCCCUGGUCGUCUCUUUCAAGCGCAAAGGUGCUUCGGCGUCGCCCUACAGAAACCGACGCGCCGACAAGGGCGAGCAGACGUUUGACGGUGACUUUCCAGAAGUGCGGGACAAGAGGAUGAACGGGAAUGUAGAAAACGGCUUGGACCAGAAGAUAUCCAUUCUGCAAGAGGAGAUUCUUGAAGAACCCACGACAGCCCAGUUAACCUACGUGGAAGUACACAGUCUACAACCCACCCACAUCUGUCCACUCAAUAUAACCAAUCUUCAUUCCAUCGAGAAUUUAAAGCUGGAAAACAUUCAACGGAAGAAGAGGAACAGCUACACGAAAUCGCUGAAUUGUGAGCUGACACCGGAUAGUGACCACAACAUAUUCAAAUCUUGCACAAUGCCAGAUAUAGCGAAGAAUAAGAAAAUCAUAGAGAGGAACGAUGUAGGCUUGGAAAACGAAAGUUCGGCAUUUGUCGGUUGCAAUAGGCUUUCUCCUUCGGACAAGCGAAAGGAAUAUCUUUGCGUUUCAAGCAUACUCUUGAGCAGAGCUAACCCUAUAAUAAACGUCAAUUGAUUUAUUCUCAGUUGAAGUAUUGGGAGACAUUUUUAGUUGGGUUCGAUGAGUUGGGAGUCAACUCCGAAACAAGGAAGCUUGUUACCUAAUCCUCAAGAAAGUCGAUUCGAUAAUUCUCAAAAAAAUCAUUUGAAUUUUGAAUUACCCGCGCCUGGUUUAAUCAGUUGUAAGCAUUCUCAUUGGUUUACGGAAAUCAAACGGAAGUUACCUCAACUGUCACAAGUCACCUUGACACACGAUCACAGAGUAUGUGACGUUUUCUUCUUUUUCUUCUAAGUUGACUCCCAAAGUUAAGUUUUGAUGAUGUAAUGAUAAUUCUGUGAUAAAUAAAGAUGAAAUUUUGUCCAAACUUUGGGAUGAAAAUGAUAAUAUAAAUAUAUUCAACGUUGAAACGAAUUUUUCGAUUGUUCAAUCAAGAUUAUGAUUAUUUCAGAAUGUUAUGUUGGGACUGGAGAAAUGGUGAGAUAUGAAGAUGAACAUUUGUACCUGACAUUAAAGGAGUUGCGAUGAUUGUUAUUUUUCUCGAGAAAUUAAUGGUAUAAUAAAUGUUGCUUGUGAUA
Molecule: messenger RNA, 2838 nt
Organism: Coccinella septempunctata (seven-spotted ladybird)
Lineage: Eukaryota; Metazoa; Arthropoda; Insecta; Coleoptera; Coccinellidae
Gene: PKr-B
Product: pyrokinin-1 receptor-like
Exons: 5
Coding region: 338-2278 (646 amino acids)
Biological process (GO): neuropeptide signaling pathway
Cellular component (GO): plasma membrane
Molecular function (GO): neuromedin U receptor activity
Source: RefSeq, a predicted model, not a curated record